AUGAAUGUCGAUGAUUUCAAAGCGAGUUUUAUCGGUAGAACAUCACAGUAUAUCGAUACGAUAUUGAAUACGUCUCUCAACGAUCCUGUAUUACUUCGUGUUGCUAUAAGACGAUGUCGACUUGACUGUGCAGAAGCUGAACGUCGUAUAGCAAAGCUAAAAGAAGAUAAUAAAGAAUAUGUACCGAAAAGUGACUAUACGACGCUUCAGCAAACUUAUGAUGAACUUAUCAAAUCAUCGGAACAAUUGAAACAACACUUUCGUAAUGCGAAAGUUGAAUACAAUACACUGAAAAAUGCACUUCAACAUCUCAUUCAAGAUCGAGAUAAAUAUUUUACAUUGUGUGAAAAUUAUCGUGCAACAUUAACACCAAGACCGAAAUGGGAACGAUGUGCAUCCGUUAUUGAACGUUGGGAUGAAUUAUCGAUCGGUAAAACAAGUAACGAACGUGUUGAUAUUCUUCUGAAUGAGAUCAUUGGUGGCAAUGAUAUUUAUAAUAAUCUUGUUCACUUUAUCGGUUUGGGUGUCGAUUCGACAGUCCCAACGUUUCUUCAAACAACAGCAAAUAUUCGCAAUCGACAUUUUAUGCAAAGAGAUGUUUCACUUUUGAUCGAAAAUAUCUGGAAAGAAAAAAUCGACUACGACGGGCAACGAGCAACUAAAGAAGCACCAAAAUCAGUUCUGGCUGAUUUUGUACAUAUUUACUUCAAACGACGUUUUCCCGAUGAUGAAACUUUACAAUUGGAAUGGGGUUAUAAUUUAGUAGCAAGCUGUCGACGAUUCAGAUCAUCGCCCGACAUCGAUCUUUUCUGGAGUGUACUUACAGGAAAAAUUAGCGAAGAAGUGCAUCAUCAAAAGCAAUUGCUUCCAAAUGAAUCCAAAUAA
Messenger RNA from Adineta ricciae, 885 nucleotides. The record is from the annotation of a GenBank genome assembly. Lineage: Eukaryota; Metazoa; Rotifera; Eurotatoria; Adinetida; Adinetidae.